This is a messenger RNA of Amborella trichopoda, 2221 nucleotides long. NCBI's taxonomy places the organism in Eukaryota, Viridiplantae, Streptophyta, Magnoliopsida, Amborellales, Amborellaceae. The record is from RefSeq and is a predicted model, not a curated record.
ACAAUAUUUAUCUCAAGCCUUCACCAGAUUUCGCAAAUAUACAACUGAUUAUCAAAACAUUUAAAAGUUCAUCAAACUAUGCUAAUUUUCGAUGGAAAUUCUCUGUGCAUAUAAUAAUGUUGGAUAGAAAUUCUCUGUUACUCUUGGAGCUAAGUAUCCUCUCUUGAGAGGUACAUCUCAAUAAAUUGUUUCAAUCCUCCAUCAGAUAUUUCAAUAGUAAAAUUGAUUGUCCAAAUAUUAAGAAAGUUCAUCAAACUAUACUAAUUCUGGAUUGAAAUUUGGUUUGGCUCAUUUCAAUGUGCUGAUCUUUCGAUUGGAGUAACUGGACUUGGCUUUUUAACGGAUGGUGAUAUACUAAUGUUGGAUAGAAAUUCUUUGUUACUCUUGGAGCUAAGUAUCCUUUGUUGAGAGCUGAGGAAGGAAAAUGACAUACUAAGAGAAUCAUUGUUGCUUGAGCAGUCCAAAAAUGGUGAAGUGAUCAAGAGGUUGGAGUCUGAAUUAAAGGAGCUACAUGAUGCCCAUUCAGAAGAUAUGAUGCACAUUGGGAGCUUGGAAAGUGAACUGAGGACUUGCUCCCGAAAAAUAGGUUACUUGCAGGAUCAGCUAAAUCUGAAGAAUGUGGAGGCAAGUUAUGUGGCGGAGCACAUUCAUAGUCUCGAACUGAAGCUUGUGGAAGCUGCAAAAUUACAUGAAAAGGUUACCUAUUUGAGGGAGGAACUUGAGAAGUCGGAUUCCGAACGUUUAGCCUUGAUGGAAGAACUUGAACUCAAGAAAAAAGAGCUUGAAAAUUCAGCCUUUCAUAUAGAGAAUCUAGAGGUAAUAAUUUCAUCUCUUACCUUGGAAAGUCAGUGUGAGAUAGAGAGCAUUAGGCAUGAACUGGUGGCUUGUGAAGCAAAAUACACAGAGGUUAAGGUGUCCAAUGAAAACGCAGCUAAAGAAACAGCAGGGAUGGCUGAUUUGAUAAAACUAUACAAGGAGCAGUUCAAAGAGGCUAAGCAAAUGAUCACCUCCUUGGAGAAGGAGAAUAUCACAUUGCAAGAGAAGCUAGCUAACUGUGAGAAGACUACUGUGCUAUUUUGUCAUAAAGUGGAAACCCAUCUUGACCAAUUGCUGAAAGGACAAAUACGACUACCAAUGUUAGGUUUUAAUCAAUCCAUGGCGAAUUUGCUAGAGAAUGAGCUUACUGUAGAAAAAGAAAUAAGCACUGGUGAAGAAACUCUUCUGCCCAUCCUUUCGAAACUUUCAAUUAUAGAUGCCUCGGACGAGUGCCUAGAUGAUGAAUUAGAGAAGAUGUCACAUCAAAUCCGUGAAUCCCAACUUCUUAUCGAGCAGCUCAGGGAGGAACUGAGAAAAGAGAAGGCAAGAGCAAAGGAAGAUGCUGAAGAUCUAACCCAAGAAAUGGCUGAGAUGAGAUAUCAAGUCAUGGGCAUGCUCGAAGAGGAGUGCAGCCGACGUGCUUGCAUUGAGCAAGCUUCUUUGCAUCGGAUUGAGGAGUUAGAAGCUCAAGUACGCAAAGAAGAGAUGAGAUCUCAGGCUGCAGAGAUUUGUUGUCGCGAAGCUGAGAAAUUAGCCGAAGAUAGAUCCAAGGAAGUUGAGAAUCUGAAGAAUGUCUUAGCGGGAUUACAACGAGAUGGCGGUACUCAAAAAGCAGAAGCAUGCAGCUCUGAGGACUGUUUGAGAGUCGAGAAACCAUCCAGUCCAAGUGAAGAGCUUGCUGGGGACGAAUCCAAAAUCACAAGUAACAAGGAUAAUGAAGACCAGGCCAUUGUUGCUUGGUGCAAAGAGGACCCGGAACCAUUAUAUGAUGAGAGAGAAACCAUAUUUAGAGAUCCAGUUUUCAGGGAGCAAGGCCAUUGAUCACAAGGUGGUAAUGAUGAGAGAGAAAAUGUUUAGAGACUCAAAUGAUCAAGGUUAAAGAGCACUUGAAAGGGCCAGCUUUGCUUGAUGCAAGCCAUCUGUGUAUUGCUGUUCUUGUUCUUUCAUUGGCUUAUGCUGCGUUCAGAAUUUUCCAAACUCAUAUUUAAUGGCUUUCCUGUGAAAUGUAAUCAAUUGGUGUUUUGCAUUAUAUGGAAGAGGGAUCGAUUUUUCGUUAAAAAUAUCGUUCUCGAAAAGAGCAUUUGAGUGCCUGAUGUAAUAUGAAAACUCUAAAAGUUGUUGCAUGUAAUGUAAAAACUAGAAAAGAGCAUUUGAGUGCUCUUAGUGAUAUGGUUUGGUGCUCAAA